This is a messenger RNA of Fusarium venenatum, 1377 nucleotides long. RefSeq lists its product as uncharacterized. Lineage: Eukaryota; Fungi; Ascomycota; Sordariomycetes; Hypocreales; Nectriaceae. The record is from RefSeq and is a predicted model, not a curated record.
AUGCGACGCACUUUAUCACUUUCGCUGGGCGCCCUGGCCCUGUUGGCAACAGCGGCCGUGAUGGCAGUUCUCAUUGUUCUCACAGUCCACGUCCCCAAGGAAUCAAGCGGUCGAACGCUUUCACAAGUAUCCGUCGCUCUUGAGGCUGUGACCCUUGUCAUCAUUGGGUGGUUCCUCUCUACAUACCCUUCAACCUCGUUCCGCAGCUGGUCAACAAGAUGUCUCGGUGUUGACUUUGGUGCUGCGGUUCUCACUAUUCUCUUUGCUACUGUUUCAACAGUUGCCACACUCAUUCAAUUUAGUAAAUCAACUCUUGAGAAGGAAGAUGAUCUCCUCAACGCCAGCAAGAACACCCUUCUCAUUGGCUUAUCGAUUGCUCUCGGACUCGGCUUCAUGUUCCAGGCUGGUUUCUUGUUUGUUCACUUUUUCCUCACCAGACGAAAUGACCAGCAUGCGUUCUCUCUCCACAGCCUCGAGGAUGGUCGAGGUCUGCCCUCAUACCGAUCCAAGUCAUCUCUUAAGACGCUGCGCUACAGCCAUACCGCCGACCCAUUAACUCUUAAGAGGAACUCAAUGGAUUUCCACACGCCUGCUUCAUCCAUCCGUGGACGUUCCAGGUCCAACACUGCCAGCUCCAUCAAGGCUCAACUCUCCAACGCCAUCCGAUCUGCCACCGUCAGGAGCCACGUCUCCUCAAGCGAGUUCCGCCGACCUAUCACUGCUGAUUCAGUCAACUACCAGUCCAGUGAGGAUGCUUUCGAUACCUGGGAUACUUCUUCCGUCGAUAUACAUGCCCGUGAGGUCGUCAUGGAAGCCACAACUCCUCCUCCAAAGAGUCAACCCCAUUUCCUCGAGACAAUCCCCGGCAGCCCCUCACCAAGCAAGACAUCAAUCCAAGACACCAUCGAAUUGCCUCUUGAGCCUCCAAGAAUUCGCAGGAGAAGUCGCAGCUACAGCCCGGUGUCUAUUCGUCGAGAGCAACUGGCUGACCUUCCUGAGCCUGCACUGGGUGAAUCUAACAUUCACCCUCUGUUCCGAUCCGACUCAGCCACGCCUCCUCCCAUGGCGACGCCUGGCACUGUCGUUGUGGCCUCACCCAACGCUGGUCAGGUCAUUACACACCGCCAGAGUGUGCGCUCCCUGCGCUCUACCUCCGUGUCCGUGCACCCGAGCCCCCUUGGCAGAGAUGAGCGUGAGAGUAUUGCGGAGGAGGAAGAGGAAACUGACUCACUGUCGUCGGCUGAGCGACCCAUCACACCUCCUAUCCCUACAUGGGUGAUGGGCGCCGGCUCUCGAUCAAGUUGGUCAGAUUAUAAUAACCGCAAGUCCAAGUUGGACAAUGAAAGUACACACGAAACAAUCACCAAUAACGUUUAA